Klebsormidium nitens is the source of this 1410-nucleotide messenger RNA. The record is from the annotation of a GenBank genome assembly. NCBI's taxonomy places the organism in Eukaryota, Viridiplantae, Streptophyta, Klebsormidiophyceae, Klebsormidiales, Klebsormidiaceae.
AUGAUGACCGGAAACAGGGCCGCCGCAGCAAGAAGCGCCCAGACACUCUCUUUGGGGAGCACAAGAGGGCCUAGACACACCGCGAACACGACGGGCACAACCGCGGCUAGAAAUGCAUCCCCAUUGCAGGUACACACCCUCGAGAAACAGAACCUCCAGGAAGACGAGCAGCGGGACUGGACUGUCGGCAAGGGUCGCGGAAACCGUCGCUUGGGUGCAGUCGACGACGCCAAUCAGGCGGCGCAGGUCACUCGGAGUCGUGACGGGAGCAAGGGAACCGCCGCACGCCCGGAAAAGGAGCAGAGAGACGGCUGCGCGAAACAAGAUGAGGGCGGCACCAAGAAAGACUGGCGGCGCGCAAGCCGGCAGCUGGCGGCGGGUCGGGGGCGCCAUGGCGAACGGAGAGUCGCAAUGCUCGCGUGUACGCCCCCUGCGAUUUUGGGCGCGUCGCUCUUCCUUCAUCUUCUCAUCACCUUCUCGCGCGUCCUGCUCGAGAGCUGUGGCGCCUCUGAGUGGAAACUUACUAGUCUUCCCAGGCUGGAGACACUUCUGCGCGCGGGCUUCUGCGCACAAAAUGCAAUUUUCAGCGCCCUGUUCAACGGCUCAGUUGGGUUGCUCGUCUUAGGGGACUUUCUCUGCCUGGUCAGCAUCUACCUCCUGUCAACUGUCAGAGAAUCAAUGCGCGCGCACGCAACGGGCCAGAUUGUGGCACUCGGCCUGACGCCCUUUCUGGGCGCCUCCGGUUCGUUCUCGCUGCUCUGGCUGCCGGCCCACUUCCCAGAUGGCGCGCGCGGCCGCUUCAGCGCGGCCGCGAGGGCGCCGGCGCGGCUAACGCGCGACGACGCGGCGACCGUCACGGCCGUGCUCUCCGCUCUCGUCGGCUUGCUGGGCCCGUUUCUGGUCGCCGAAGACAGUCAUUGGGCGCUUUUCCUAGCCGGGACGCUCUUCCCGCUUAUGGUUCCCAUUCUCGCGCAAGCCCUCUGCUGUUCCCACGAUCCGGAAGCGGCUUCGAAAGAAGGACAAGGGAACGAAGCUCGCCAUCUCAACUACGUCGUCCUCUUAUGCUUCUUGGUCGCUGCCACGUUGGGCGUGUUCUGGCGCAUCUUCAGCUGCCUCGUUCUCGUCAGCAAUCCUUCGGCCCGCGCUCAGUUCGUUGCCGUGGUGACGGCAGAAAGCGCCUCGGAUGCGGUGGUGCUGUACGUACUCUUGGAUACCAUGGGGCUGUUCCUGUGCUUCGCAUACUUGGCUUUGCUUGAGGACGGGCCGCUGGCGGCCCUUUGCACGCUGGCUGGCGCCGCCGCGUUGGGACCUGCGGCCGCGACCGCGCUGUACCUUGCUUACAGGGAGCGGAAGACAGAAUCGGAGAGUCGGCCGGAACUGAAGGACGUGAACGGUGAAGCCAUCACCUAG